AUGCCUGCUUAUCUCUAUUACACUCCGUCUGAUCAUCGAGGGCUCCCUUUUAUCGGCCAAGAGAAGCUGUACCGAUUCUUUAAUGGAACUGCUCUCGAGAUGCUAUACAGAAUAAAUGUUGGAGGGGGCUUCAUAUCACCCGCUGGAGAUACAGGAAUGUUCCGUACCUGGAAUCCGGACUACAAGUACUUGACAGAAGAUAAAACAUCUGUUCUACCAGUUAGCACCACUAUUGAACUAAAAUUCAGCCACAUACCUCGGUACAGUGCACCGGAAGAAGUCUAUAGAACUGCCCGCACUCUGGGGACUAACAAAUCCUUGAAUAAGUUAUACAAUCUCACUUGGCAACUUCCCGUGGAUUCUCAGUUUGAUUACCUUGUUAGGUUACACUUCUGCGAGUUUCAACCAGAGGUUAAAGCGGUGGGCAACCGACAAUUCCUCAUAUUCAUUGCAAAUCAAUCCGCUGAGAGGGCAGCCGACGUGAUAAAAUGGAGCGGUGGGAGUGGGGUUCCCGCAUAUAUGGACUACGCUGUGUCGAUGUUUGGCAUAGAAAGCCAGAAAAGAGUGAACCUCUCUAUCGCCAUAGCUGCAGAUCCACUUAAGUGGGAAACUAUGUACCGUGAUGCAAUCUUGAACGGUAUCGAAAUCUUCAAAGUCAACGACACCAAUGGAAAUCUCGCCGGACCCAACCCCAACACACUUCCGCUGACCCUUCCAACGGCAACAAAGUCAAAUAACAAUAGAAAAAAAAUAAUGGCCAUUGUCGGUGGCGGAAUUUCCGGCAUUAUUGUUCUGUUCAUUCUCGGAUUCUUGAUUCUCCGGCGAGCCAAGACUACUUGGCGUUGGCGGGGUCCAUUUUCUUUCCACACGUCCAAGUCAACAAAGACUCACGGAUCAACGCUACCGUAUUUGUGUCGUUACUUCUCAUUGGCUGAGAUUAAAGCAGCGACCAAAAACUUUGACCAAAAUUCCAUUGUUGGUGUCGGUGGGUUCGGUGACGUGCAUAAAGGGUACGUACACAUUGAUGGUGGGGCCACCCACGUUGCGAUCAAACGGUUGAAACCCGGUUCUCAACAAGGGGUCCAGGAGUUCAAAACAGAAAUUGAGAUACUAUCUCAGCUCCGCCACCACCAUCUCGUUUCUCUAAUAGGAUAUUGCAAUGAUGGCAACGAGAUGAUCCUUGUGUACGAUUUUAUGCCUGGUGGGACUCUUUGUAGUCAUCUCUACAACAAAAUUCUUUUAAUUGAUAUUGGUAAUAUCUUAGAACUUAGUAAUUCUUUUAAUUGUUGCAGCUUGUAUUUUAUUAGGAGAAUAUUCAACUUUGCCGCUCAUGUUACUGCAAAACUAGCUACUAAUAUUAGGAGUUCUUUUUGUUUGGAACAAGCAUGA
Quercus lobata is the source of this 1389-nucleotide messenger RNA. Its product is annotated as receptor-like protein kinase FERONIA. The transcript has a single exon. NCBI's taxonomy places the organism in Eukaryota, Viridiplantae, Streptophyta, Magnoliopsida, Fagales, Fagaceae. Gene Ontology annotation, molecular function: transmembrane receptor protein tyrosine kinase activity; ATP binding. Bases 1 to 1389 code for a protein of 462 amino acids. Gene Ontology annotation, biological process: protein phosphorylation. The record is from RefSeq and is a predicted model, not a curated record.